Lachnellula hyalina is the source of this 1914-nucleotide messenger RNA. RefSeq names its product Xylanolytic transcriptional activator. NCBI's taxonomy places the organism in Eukaryota, Fungi, Ascomycota, Leotiomycetes, Helotiales, Lachnaceae. The record is from RefSeq and is a predicted model, not a curated record. Bases 1 to 1914 code for a protein of 637 amino acids. Gene Ontology annotation, molecular function: DNA binding; zinc ion binding; DNA-binding transcription factor activity, RNA polymerase II-specific. Gene Ontology annotation, biological process: regulation of DNA-templated transcription; DNA-templated transcription. The transcript is spliced from 5 exons.
AUGUCGGACUUCUUCAAGGCAUUUGCCAAUCCCACCGCCUCUACGGACGUUGCUUUCGCAACACAGUCUCCUCCGAAUCAACAACCAAAGACCAUAUCAACACCUACAAAGCAGCGGCGUAUAUCUCGGGCUUGCGACUUCUGUUCACAGAGAAGUAUUCGUUGUAAGCCCAGCACUGAAGAGCCGCAGCGAUGCCAGAGUUGCUUCGACUAUGGUGUUGGUUGCACCUACGUUCGUCCAACGAAGAAACGUGGCACGAAGAGAGGAAGUAAGAGAAAUAACAACCAAAGCAGCACAGGAUCAGGAUCACGAGAUGGAGAACAAGAUGCAAACAUUCUUCUGGCAUUAGUUCACGGCUCUCCAGACCAUGAGAAUAUUUCUACUCGGGGAAUCCUUGAGAAGUGGAAGUCUAUGGUGGUGGACAAUGAGGCAACGAUUAAGCACCUUGUACAUGUGUACUUUGAAGUAGUAUAUCCUCUAUUCCCACUAUUUCAUCGCCCAAGUAUGCUUGAUAGGCUCAGACAACGUGAAUACCUAACUAACUACUCCUUCUUCGCCGAUAUCAUGUCAAUUUGUGCCCUUGCAUCAUCCCGGGCUCGAGAUGGAGCUUUAUUUCCUGGGCGAUGGGAUACUAAUCGCUUCCAUGAGCCUUCUUCCGAGGUAUUCUUCACGGCAGCUAGAGAAGCACUCCCAAGAGACCUGAGUGCAAUGAAAGGUCUCGAUUGGAUGCGUACUUGUGUUGUUUUAGCUCUAUAUGGUAUUCAAGUGAGUAAUAUUGACAUCAUGCACCAAUACCUAGGCAUCUAUCACACCCUCGUCAAUAUAGACAGCCUUCACGACGAGAAGAAUUGGCCCAAAAAUAUUGGUAUUGUCGAGAUUGAAAUGAGGAGACGUCUUUUUUGGUCCAUGUAUCAAUUAGAAGUCUACGCUUCCACUACUUGGAACUCCGUCAUCCGAUGUCGAGAAGCUCAAUCCCACGUCUUGUAUCCAAGUGAAAUCAACGACGAAUUCUUCUCGGAUGCCGGCUACCAAGGAUUGAACACUCCAGUGCAAGGCUACAACCUACCACGAACAUUCAGCAAUCCCUCAUGCUGGCUCUAUGGAUGGAACUUUACAACCGAGCUUUACCGAGUCCUCGAGCAUGCAAUGGACGAUCUCCAUCGCCGUCGGUCAGCCCCCAUCGGGUCUUUCUCCCCUAUAGACCUCUUUGGUCGCGAUACCACUCAACACAGCGUAGUCCUGAGCAAAGUAAUGUAUAUGUACGAUGAUCUACCCCGGAAAUUCAAAGAAGCCAAGCUGCCGACAAACGGAAAACCCGAUAAGGACGAAAUAUAUAGUUUCCAAGCAGCAAAUAUUACUGCAACAUUGCAACUCGUGCGAAUGAUCCUGUUUACAUCAGAGGAUGCCACAGUGGAGCAAAAAUGCAAGAUUGCUCGCGACCUUCUCGACGGGUUUUCGAAGAUCCCUAUUGUCUUCCUUCGAGCAAUAUCCUCACCCCUUUUGCACCAUCUGGCAGGGAUAGGCUCCAUCCUAGGCUCCGUGAUGGAAAGCCCUCUUUCAGAGUCCUCCUAUCUCGAACUUCGCCAUGUCUUACUUAGCAUGGCCGAACUUCUCGAAAAUCUCGAACAGGGAAUAACUCGCAAUGUUGGCGCCGCCUCCCGUCUCCGUACUCACAUUACAUCAAUCGAUAACUACAUGACAAUUCAACGACAAAGAGGGGCCCAGUUUAGCAUCGAUGGCCUAUCUGCUCCCCCAUCAUUCCGGAAUACCUGUGGCAAUGACAGUACCACUCCCAAAAUUGAUCCAAGCUUACAAGUCGCUGCAUACCAAGACUCGGCGAACCCAUAUACCUACCAGACAAGCAAUGCAAUUAACGGAGCUGUGGAAGGACCGGAGAUCACUGUGGCAGGGUAA